Perkinsus marinus ATCC 50983 is the source of this 152-nucleotide messenger RNA. RefSeq lists its product as hypothetical. The annotation marks the transcript as partial. The record is from RefSeq and is a predicted model, not a curated record. NCBI's taxonomy places the organism in Eukaryota, Perkinsozoa, Perkinsida, Perkinsidae. The transcript has a single exon.
GUACUUGAUAAGAUCACCUGAAAUUCGGCAAGAGCGAAAUCGAAGUCUUUUGGUACCGUAUUUGCUCGAAUUGCCAUCGGACAAGACCGCCACAGUGAGGGCCAGCGAGGCGUGGAAAAAGUAUGGUCGUGAUAGAGAAGUGGGGGGAAGAG